CCAGCAAAAGGGAGUAAAAAAUAAUAUUGCAUAUCUGAUAAGGGCAAUUUGAUUUUUAUAUUCAUCGCGUUCCAGGGAAGUCAGUCAUAUAAGCUAGCGAUACUAAUUCUUCUUUGUCAUUUUCAUCAAUGACUAAAAUGGUGUUUAAUGAGUGGAAACCUGCGGUUGCAAUGCUGGGAGUUUAUUUUGCUUUUGCAGUUGUUAAUGUAGCUAUGAAGAAGGUACUAACUGAGGGUAUGAGCAAUUUGCUAAUUGUCACUUACAGGCAAUCCAUCUCCCUUAUUUUCUUGGUCCCCAUUGCCUAUUUCCGGGAGAGGAAAUACUGGAGGAAUAUCACAGCUGUCAUAUUGUGUGGUCUAUUUUGCAAUGCACUAGUAGGGGUCACACUUACUCAAUAUGUCUUCCUCACUGGACUCAAAUAUACAUCAGCAACAUAUUCUACUGCUUUCAGCAAUAUGAUCCCUGUAUUUACAUUUGUUUUGGCACUGCUGCUUCGGCAGGAGAAAUUGGACAUGAAAAAGAAAAGUGGAAGGGUUAAGGUGUUAGGCACACUUGUCUGUGUUGGAGGAGCUUUAGUUCUGAUACUAUACAAAGGAAGGAUUGUAUUGAAUGCUCCUAAAUCACCACCUAUUUUGCUUGAGAAAGCAAAGAAUGGGAGGAUAAAUUGGGCUAGCAUAAUUGGUUCCACAUUUCCACCUAUAGGUAAUUUUUUGUGGGCUUCAUGGUUUGUGAUGCAAGCUCGGAUUGGCAACAUGUACCCCUAUCAAUAUUCUAGCACGGCCAUGUUUUCCUUCUUCAGCGCCAUCCAGUCAGGCAUUCUGUGUCUUGUCAUUGACAGACACAUUUCAUGGGCUCUCAAAGGAUCAAUUCAGAUAUCGAGUCUCAUAUUCGCGGGAAUUGUGGGAUCAGGUCUAGGCUAUGUGGGAAUGUCAUGGUGUGUGAAAGAAAGAGGACCUGUUUUUACAUCAGCAUUUAGCCCUCUCAUACAAGUUUUUGUGAUCAUCUUUGAUGCCUCCUUGCUUCAUGAACAGAUAGGCCUCGGAAGCAUUCUGGGAUCCAUUUUGGUUGUUAUUGGAAUGUAUACUCUUCUGUGGGGAAAAGGCAAUGAAAUAGACCUUCACAAGAAUGUUCCGCCAGCAAAUCAAGAAAAAGAUGGAGAUUGCGAUCGCACCUUGCCAGUCACUGCACCAACUGCUGUCAGCCCAACAAAUUCUGUGCCAGUCACUACACCAACUGCUGUCAGCUCAACAAAUUCUGCAUGAAAUGAAAGGACUCUGUUCUUGUUAGAAAAAUAUCCUCUGCAUACUACAGCAACGGUGUUGAAUGUACAAGUGAAAACUACAGAAUGCAGCAGAUAUUUGUCGAUUAAAAAAAAAAGAAGUGGAAAAUACAGAACUUUUGGUGGAAAAAAAUAACAGGAUUGCUACUUCUGCCAUGUGAUGAUAUCUUGGUAGAAAAGGAAAGUUUUGUAUAGAUACAGAUUGUGAGUUUGUAAUUUACAUAAAAAUUGUAUAAGCAUGAGAUUUUAGAAGCUUUUCAACAGGCAGCUAUGAUAAAACUUUCCAUUUAUAUCCAGUUCGGACGGUUCUAGUUAAGGGUUCAAGAAAGGAGAAUGUUACAGACGAAAUGCAUACAUUGA
This is a messenger RNA of Coffea arabica (coffee), 1639 nucleotides long. Its product is annotated as WAT1-related protein At3g30340. Gene Ontology annotation, molecular function: transmembrane transporter activity. The record is from RefSeq and is a predicted model, not a curated record. Gene Ontology annotation, cellular component: membrane. NCBI's taxonomy places the organism in Eukaryota, Viridiplantae, Streptophyta, Magnoliopsida, Gentianales, Rubiaceae.